Molecule: messenger RNA, 1886 nt
Organism: Thamnophis sirtalis
Lineage: Eukaryota; Metazoa; Chordata; Lepidosauria; Squamata; Natricidae
Gene: ISY1
Product: ISY1 spliceosome associated protein
Biological process (GO): generation of catalytic spliceosome for second transesterification step
Source: RefSeq, a predicted model, not a curated record
UGUCGGGGCAACAUCGUGUUCUGCAGCGGUUGCAACCAUGGCUCGAAAUGCAGAAAAGGCUAUGACUGCUUUGGCAAGGUUUCGCCAAGCUCAGCUAGAAGAAGGAAAACUUAAGGAACGAAGACCUUUUCUUGCAUCAGAAUGUAAUGAAUUGCCCAAAGCUGAGAAAUGGAGAAGACAGAUUAUUGGUGAAAUUUCUAAGAAAGUGGCCCAAAUUCAAAAUGCUGGUUUAGGUGAAUUCAGAAUUCGUGAUUUGAAUGAUGAAAUUAACAAACUCCUAAGAGAGAAGGGGCAUUGGGAGGUCCGAAUAAAGGAGCUGGGAGGACCUGAUUAUGCAAGAAUUGGCCCUAAAAUGCUUGACCAUGAAGGAAAAGAGGUUCCAGGAAACAGAGGUUAUAAAUACUUUGGAGCAGCUAAAGACCUACCCGGUGUUCGAGAGCUUUUUGAAAAAGAACCCCUUCCUCCACCACGGAAAACUCGAGCUGAACUCAUGAAAGCUAUUGAUGCAGAAUACUACGGCUACAGAGAUGAGGAUGAUGGUGUCCUGGAACCGCUGGAACAGGAACAUGAAAAAAAAGUUAUUGCAGAAGCAGUGGAAAGGUGGAAGGUAGAGAGAGAAGCGCAUCUUGCAAGAGGUGACAAGGAAGAGGAGGAGGAGGAGGAAAACAUCUAUGCAGUAAAUGACAAUGAGUCUGAUGAAGAAAAUGGAAUGAAAACAGACAGUGAGGAUAGUCAGCAGAAGUUUAUUGCUCAUGUCCCAGUACCAUCACAACAGGAGAUUGAAGAAGCUCUUGUCCGAAGAAAGAAGAUGGAACUUCUUCAGAAAUAUGCCAGUGAAGCUCUUCUGGCUCAAAGUGAAGAGGCUAAAAAACUUCUAGGAUUAUAGUAAUUGCCCCUUCUACUUUUUAUAAUCUAAUUUGAUUCUAUAGAAUCAGUAUCUUCUUGAUUCUAUAGAAGUAAGACUUUGCGAGUUCUAGAAUGAAGAUGGUCAUUUUUUCCAAAAUACAUUUUAUUACACAUUUUUCACUCUAUCCUAAUUUAUGAGAGAGUAUUCAUUUUCAGUUUCCACCUUCAAUCACUAAAUAGCUAGCUUGUUUUGAAUUUAUCUUUGUCCACUUAUUUUCCUUUUUUUAUUUUACCUUAGUAAUAACUGUUAAAUUAGAAAGUAACAUUUUGUAUAUUUUUGUACUUUUGUAUGUUUUGUAUAUUUUUGUACUUUUGUACAAAAGUGUACAAAAGUGAUUUUGUAUCACUUCAGUAGAAUGUUGAGUAGGUUUUAGAAGAUUUAUUAUAUUUAAUUUUGUUUAUCAUGUGUGAAUUUGUAAUUGUCAAACAUUUCUACAUCUGUGGAACAGUAUUUAAUUUAGAGUUUUCAAGAACUGAAAUGUUCAAUAUUGUUAAUAUGGAACUACGUAUUAUGCUACUGGAAAAAACACUCACUUGGCUGGGUUUUUGAAAUGCUGAAUAUUUCAGCAAAUAAAAUUGUAAAUACUUUUUAUAAAAAUCUCUCCUUUUUUAGUAAAAUUUAUGUAGAUUUGUUUAUUGCUUUUGUUAAAAACACAAAAAUUCCUCAGCUAUGAAUAUAAUAAUUUAUAAAUAUUAUGAAUUCUAGAAACAUGAGUAUCAACAAGAUGAUUAACAAAAAAAAACCUCAAACACUAUGUAAAAUUUUGUGUGUGUGUGUGUGUGUGUGUGUGUGUGUGUAAAAAAAAUUUUUUCCCAGGAACAUUUUGGAGGUUUAUGAAUGUUUUUAUCAUAGGCUUUUUACAAUUAUACUUAAAUACAUUAUAUUAUUAUAUAAUUAGUCCAAGUUAUACAGCAACAUGGACUUUCUAUAAUGUAACCCAUUUUUCUACUACCAAAUUAACAAGUGUGGAUGCUAAUAU